ACAGUGAAUUCGUGUGAUUGUUCACCUUUUUGCAUAAAUACUUACUGUCACACAAUUUAAUGUCAUUCUCAGUGCGCGCGCAUGUUUGUUUUGGAUAAAAUAUCGAGAUUACAUUUUUAUCUACCUGGCAAUGAUCUCACUGUGUGUUCGCAUGAAUGUUCAUCUUUGUGCAUAAAUACUUACUUGUACGCAACUUAAUGUCAUUCUCAGUGCGCGCGCGUGUUUGUGUCUGUGUGCGAGUGCUUAACGAUGCGUAGUUAGUUUCACGUGUCCAGUAUCAUUUGUUGACACAACUUUUGUGCAAGUAGUGUUUCAUGAAAACGGUUAGGGCGAAGACUAAAAAUGGACGCCACAACAGCCAAAGGACUUUGCAUACUUCUGCUCUUUCUAGACACCUUGUUGUUUGGGUGGCCGCCCUAUUUAUUACUGCGCAACAAUGGGCGCCAAUCAGAGAGAGCGAUACAAAUAAGGUCAACCAUCGUGUCAUACUUGACGUGUUUCGCUGGCGGAGUGUUCUUUGGCGCAUGCGUCCUUCACCUGCUUGCUGAAGGGCGCGGUGAGAUGGAGGACUACUUUCAAAAGCUGAAAGUUGACAUCAAGUUCCCCGUGUUUGAAGUUCUGGUAGCUGCAGGAUUUUUCAUCAUAACGUUAUUGGAACAACUGAUGCACCGGUUCCUAAGUCACUCCCAUCCCGGCGCUGGACCUCUCCAGAACGAAGAGAAUAAACAAACCGAAUCAGAUCCCAGAUCCUCCAAAAAAAGUGGGAGUUCCAAAAGUAUAGACAACCCAGUUUACAGAAUCGUUAUCAAAAACGCAGUUGAAGAUAGCAGUUUGACUUUAGUGGAAGGCAACGGGGUCACGUCUUUUACAGAUGCCCACACUGACACCGCGCAGUGCUCUAACGACAGGCCAUCUCGCAAAGAAGAAGUAGAAAGCGGACACCUCUGCUGCAAGAGUGACCAUGCUACAGAAACUGAAGCCAAUUAUGGAGCUCUCAACAAUGUCGCAGCGCGAAAUCCCAGCCAUGAGCAAGACAAACAUUCAAACGGUGCAGAGGUGGCACGUAUCGCUGACAUGAUUCACGUGAACCCACUCCGAGCUUUUCUGCUGCUCUCCGCCUUAUCAUUUCACACAGUGUUUGACGGCCUGGCAGUGGGAUUACAAACAGAUUCUGUCGGUAUAUGGGAGAUGUUUGUUGCCAUAUUGAUUCACAAAUCGUUGGUCGCUCUCUGUCUCGGAAUGCAACUGUUUCUUGUUUACCAAUCCAAGCCACUUAAAGCCUUUGUUUGGGUCUUUAUUUUCUCGCUUAUUUCACCACUUGGAGUUGGACUUGGGAUGAUUCUGACUUCUGGAAAUAUGGACGAAAUGGCCGAGAGUCUGGUCAGCUGGCUUCUGCAAGGCCUAGCUACUGGGACAUUUAUGUACGUCACGUUCUUCGAGAUCCUCUGGGAGGAACUGGUCAACAAGAAGGGCAUUCUCAGACUUUUUGUGGUCGUUGCUGGCUUUGGAGGCAUGGCAGUGGCCAAAUAUUUUGACAAAGAUUGAAGAAUGUUUCAGUCUGAUGUGAACAUUUAUUUUGCUAAUGAAGUGGCUGGAGUGACUUUGUUAAAUCGAGUCUAUUAGUCCACAGAGGAUCAUAUUCUUGGAGACGAGCGGAGUGAUGGUGAUUUUUGGUGUGGAGAGGUGAAGAUGUGUGGAGUGUUGUCAACUGUGGUGUGGAGGGGGUGUAGACGUAUGGAACCACGUCAACUGUGAUGUGGAGGGGGGUGAGGCGUGGAGUGAUGUCAACUGUGGUGUGGAGGGGGGUGAGGCGUGGAGUGAUGUUAACUGUGGUGUGGAGGGGGGUGAGGCGUGGAGUGAUGUCAACUGUGGUGUGGAGGGGGUUGAGGCGUGGAGUGAUGUCAACUGUGGUGUGGAGGGGGUUGAGGCGUUGAGUGAUGUCAACUGUGGUGUGGAGGGGGUUGAGGCGUGGAGUGAUGUCAACUGUGGUGUGGAGGGGGUGUAGACGUUUGUAAUCACCUCAACUGUGGUGUGGAGGGGGUUGAGGCGUGGAGUGAUGUCAACUGUGGUGUGGAGGGGGUUGAGGCGUGGAGUGAUGUCAACUGUGGUGUGGAGGGGGUGUAGACGUAUGUAAUCACCUCAACUGUGGUGUGGAGGGGGUUGAGGCGUGGAGUGAUGUCAACUGUGGUGUGGAGGGGGUGUAGACGUAUGUAAUCACCUCAACUGUGGUGUGGAGGGGGUUGAGGCGUGGAGUGAUGUCAACUGUGGUGUGGAGGGGGUUGAGGCGUGGAGUGAUGUCAACUGUGGUGUGGAGGAAGUAGAGGUAUGGAGUGAUGUCACUUGUGGUGUGGAGAAAGUAGAGGUGUGGAGUGAUGUCAGUUGUGGUGUGAUGGGGGUUGAGACAUGGAGUGAUGUCAACUGUGGUGUGGAGGGGAUGUAGACGUAUGUAAUCACCUCAACUGUGGUGUGAAAGGAGUAGAGGUGUGGAGUGAUGUCAACUGUGGUGUGGAGGAAGUAGAGGUGUGGAGUGAUGUCAACUGUGGUGUGGAGGAAGUAGAGGUAUGGAGUGAUGUCAACUGUGGUGUGGAGGGGGUGUAGACGUAUGUAAUCACCUCAACUGUGGUGUGGAGGGGGUUGAGGCGUGGAGUGAUGUUAACUGUGGUGUGGAGGAAGUAGAGGUGUGGAGUGAUGUCAACUGUGGUGUGGAGGAAGUAGAGGUAUGGAGUGAUGUCAACUGUGGUGUGGAGGGGGUGUAGACGUAUGUAAUCACCUCAACUGUGGUGUGGAGGGGGUUGAGGCGUGGAGUGAUGUUAACUGUGGUGUGGAGGAAGUAGAGGUAUGGAGUGAUGUCAACUGUGGUGUGGAGGGGGUUAAGGCAUGGAGUGAUGUCAACUGUGGUGUGGAAGGAGUAGAGGUGUGGAGUGAUGUCAACUGUGGUGUGGAUGGGGUUGAGAUGUGGAGUGAUGUCACCUGUGGUGUGGAGGAGGUUGAAACGUAGAGUGAUGUCUCCUGUGGUGUGGAGGGGCUUGAGACAUCUGUUAUAAUACCACCUAUGGUGUGGAAGGGGGGUUGAGACAUCUGAAAUGAUGUCACCUGUGGUGUGGAGCGAUGGUUGAGACAUGUAGAGUGUGUGGAGUGAUGCCUCUGUGGUGUGGAGAUGUGGAAACUGUUAUGUGGAUUGAUGAUUGUCACAAGAACAAACAAGAGCAAAGGGACUUAGUCUACUCUUCAACUUUGACAUCAUGAAAAAAACAAGUAGAAACUUAUCUCAUAAAGACAAAGAGUUUGUAAAUAUUAUACAAGGGACACAAUCAAGUAGAAAAAGGGGUGGACAGCCAGUUUGUUUAACUAGUAUUACUUUGGUUGAACAAAUAUAAGUGUAGUGAUGGUGACUGUGGUGUGAAGGCAGUGGGAAUUAUGGUGAUAGAUUAUCACAAUGAUUUUGGUGUGAGGCAGUGGGGAUUGUUGUGUGGAAUGAUGGGGAUUGUCACUGAUAAUGAUGUAGAUUGUGGUGUAGAGAAUGUGGUGUGGAGUGAUGGCAAUUGUAGUGUAGAGAUUGUGGUGUGGAGUGAUGGUGAUUGUGUAGAUAUUGUGGUGUGGAGUGAUGGUGAGUCAGUGAUUGUUGUGUAGAAAUUGUUGCAUGAAGUGAUGGUAAUUGUGGUAUAGAAGAAGUAUAAACUCUUGUGUGGAAUGACUGGAGUCUCAUGAAAUAUAUUCCUGUACUAUAUUACAACUUCCUUUGUUAGUGACCAUAACAUCACCCUAGACCUGUGAUACUUUAUUUUAUCUAAUGGUAUAUUUUCUCUUAAAUGAUAAAUUAGGUAGUAAGUUUUUUUCUUCUAUUUUGUAAAAGUAAAAUAGUGUCCAUGUGAUUAAACAGUGAAUUAAACUCAUUGCUUGGGCUAA
Molecule: messenger RNA, 3906 nt
Organism: Biomphalaria glabrata
Lineage: Eukaryota; Metazoa; Mollusca; Gastropoda; Planorbidae
Product: zinc transporter ZIP1-like
Exons: 7
Coding region: 343-1545 (400 amino acids)
Biological process (GO): zinc ion transmembrane transport
Cellular component (GO): plasma membrane
Molecular function (GO): zinc ion transmembrane transporter activity
Source: RefSeq, a predicted model, not a curated record